AUGGACUUCAAAGCAAAACUUCUCGCCGAAAUGGCAAAAAAACGGAAAGCAGUGUCUAGUUUGGAAGUGAAAGAUGGUGGUGCAAAAUUUGUUCGUGGAGCUGAUUUGGAAUCGAAAAGGACUCAAGAAUACGAAGCAAAAAAACAGGAAUUGGCGAGCAAAAAGCGGAAAAUUGACGACGAAAUCCUUCGAGAAUCAUCGAGUAAGACAAAAGUUGUCCCAGAAGAAAAUGUCGCUGAAUUCGAUGAAAAGGUACCUAUGUCAGACAUCCAUUUUCGUCUCAGACAACGUGGACAGCCCAUUCUGCUCUUCGGAGAGUCGGAGCUCGAAGUUCGUAAGCGGCUUCAUCAAUUAGAACUAGAACAACCGGAGUUGAACGAAGGAUGGGAAAAUGAAUUGCAAACUGCGAUGAAGUUUAUUGGAAAAGAAAUGGACAAGGCAGUUGUGGAAGGUACCGCUGAUAGUGCUACUCGUCAUGACAUCGCUCUUCCUAAAGGAUAUGAAGAAGACAACUGGAAGAUCAUCGAGCAGUCUUCAACACUUCUUGGUGUUGGCGAUGAAUUGAAGCGAGAUUGCGAUAUCAUCCUUUCGAUAUGCCGUUACAUUCUCGCCAGAUGGGCUCGAGAUUUGAACGAUAGACCUUUGGAUGUGAAGAAAACCGCACAGGGUAUGCACGAAGCUGCACAUCACAAACAGACGACAAUGCAUUUAAAAAGUUUAAUGACUUCCAUGGAAAAAUAUAAUGUGAACAAUGAUAUUCGACACCACUUGGCAAAAAUUUGCAGACUUUUGGUAAUCGAUAGAAACUAUCUGGAAGCCAACAACGCAUACAUGGAAAUGGCAAUUGGUAAUGCACCAUGGCCAGUCGGAGUCACCCGUUCUGGUAUCCAUCAACGUCCAGGAUCAGCAAAAGCCUACGUUAGUAAUAUUGCUCAUGUGCUCAACGAUGAAACCCAGAGGAAGUAUAUUCAGGCUUUCAAACGUUUAAUGACCAAACUGCAAGAGUAUUUCCCAACAGAUCCAUCGAAAAGUGUCGAGUUUGUCAGAAAAACCGUCUAA
Caenorhabditis briggsae is the source of this 1059-nucleotide messenger RNA. The record is from RefSeq and is a predicted model, not a curated record. Gene Ontology annotation, biological process: RNA splicing; generation of catalytic spliceosome for second transesterification step. Bases 1 to 1059 code for a protein of 352 amino acids. The transcript is spliced from 8 exons. Gene Ontology annotation, cellular component: U4/U6 x U5 tri-snRNP complex; U2-type post-spliceosomal complex; U5 snRNP. NCBI's taxonomy places the organism in Eukaryota, Metazoa, Nematoda, Chromadorea, Rhabditida, Rhabditidae.